Molecule: messenger RNA, 1595 nt
Organism: Cyprinus carpio (common carp)
Lineage: Eukaryota; Metazoa; Chordata; Actinopteri; Cypriniformes; Cyprinidae
Product: rho-related GTP-binding protein RhoA-C
Biological process (GO): stress fiber assembly; cell migration; small GTPase-mediated signal transduction
Cellular component (GO): cleavage furrow; dendritic spine
Molecular function (GO): GTP binding; GTPase activity
Source: RefSeq, a predicted model, not a curated record
UACUUAAUAUAAAGCUCUCUGUGUUGUUAUUGUUUUUUUUGUUUGUUUGUUUUUUUUCCAGCCUUGUAUUUUUACAUUAGCUGAAUAACAAGACCAUUCGAAACGAUUAAGAAACCCUCGACAUAUGUUAAUAAUCAAUGCUUCGGUUGAUUAAAGCAGACAUGAUUUCUGUUUUACCCCGCUUUCAUCUUUGUUUAUAGCAGAGAUUGUCCGCCUCGUGUAACGUUACACCGUUUUCUAAAGGAUUAACGUUACAGUGAGAGAAAUGUUCAUGAAGUAAGAUGGCUGCCAUCCGUAAGAAACUGGUCAUAGUGGGUGAUGGAGCCUGUGGAAAGACCUGUCUGCUUAUUGUUUUCAGUAAAGAUCAGUUUCCUGAAGUCUACGUGCCUACAGUUUUUGAGAACUAUGUCGCAGACAUCGAGGUCGAUGGAAAGCAGGUGGAGCUUGCCUUAUGGGAUACGGCUGGACAGGAGGACUAUGACCGGUUGAGACCUCUCUCCUACCCCGACACAGAUGUCAUUCUCAUGUGCUUUUCCGUUGACAGUCCCGACAGCUUGGAGAAUAUUCCAGAAAAGUGGACACCAGAGGUGAAGCAUUUCUGUCCGAAUGUUCCCAUCAUCCUCGUUGGUAACAAAAAGGAUCUCCGAAAUGAUGAACACACACGAAGGGAACUUGCCAAAAUGAAACAGGAGCCUGUGAAGCCAGAGGAGGGGCGAGACAUGGCCAACCGAAUCAACGCCUUUGGUUAUUUAGAAUGCUCAGCCAAGACAAAAGAUGGCGUGAGAGAGGUGUUUGAGAUGGCCACCAGGGCCGCGCUGCAGGCAAAGAAACGGGGCAAGAAGACAGGCUGCCUGCUGUUAUAGAAACCUGUAGAAGAGAGGAGGUCAGGUAACAGCCCAGGAGACUUCAGAGCAGGGAGGGAGGGACGAUGGGACGAGCCUAGCAUUCAUGUCCUAGUAGAGUCGCCACACCGGACUGAUACUGGGACAUCAUGUCAGACUAACCAACGGAAAGACUUCAGGAACAAGUUGGGAACAAGAUGUCAUCAUUUCCUGUCAUCACAAAGUUUGGGAAUAAGAGUUUUCUGGUCACAUCAAGCUAAAAAAUUAGAUUUCUAAACUGACUCUAUACCUAGGAUAUUUAAUGUUACCCCCCCCCCCCCCCACCCACUCUUUAGUCCUGGAAAAAAAAAAGGUUCUUUUAAUAAGCGUCCCGUCUUCAGCAGCUGUUUCGUGCAUUGGACAGAUUGUAUGUAUGUUUGUAUAGGUAAGAAUAUGAAUGUUUGUGUCAAAUGAGCGCAUGUCUGUCUGCAGGUCGCCAUCUCUUCUUUGUAUAUGCGUGUAUCUGCCCGGCUUUAUUCUGUUUGAAUAUUCUGUGCUCAACUAAAGCACACACUGAACACUGAAGUGGGCUGAAUUGUGUUUAACCUCCCACUUCAGGCUUUUUCCUUUUUUAUAGCUGAUGUCUCAAAGGAUUCUGGGCUGUACAUUAGGGAUCUAAACCAUUUAGUGAUUCUGAUUUAUUUAAAGCAUACUGUUUUUUCUUCUUCUUCUUUUAAAUCAUUUGCAUUUAGAAAUAAAAUUUAAAGAAAUUCA